This is a messenger RNA of Engraulis encrasicolus (European anchovy), 708 nucleotides long. Its product is annotated as vitelline membrane outer layer protein 1-like. The record is from RefSeq and is a predicted model, not a curated record. The transcript has 4 exons. Lineage: Eukaryota; Metazoa; Chordata; Actinopteri; Clupeiformes; Engraulidae. The coding region runs from base 106 to 708 and encodes 200 amino acids.
CUGCCAUCUUUUGUCAAAGAUCUUAAGAAGUUGAAGAGGACUUCAUCAUUCAAAAUUCAUACUUUGCUUGUGGAGGAAGGUUCAUUUUUUGCUAGCUGAGGAAGGAUGUCACAGAUUUUCGUUUUGCUGGUGAUUGUCCCAUUGGCCUUCCCUGCUGAGGGGAUCUCCAAUGGGGGAGAUUUCACUGUCUCAAAUAAGGAUCUGACUGUCUCCAAUGGGGGCACAUGGGGCGAUUGGGGCACGAUGGUCAUGUGUCCUAAAGACUACAGGGCAUUUGGCUUCAGUCUGAAGGUGGAAGAAAGUCAGGGAAUAGGAGAUGAUACAGCACUCAAUGGCAUCCGACUUAUCUGCAGACACGUUGACAACUUCGACGACCAGACAACCAUCACAUCUUCUACAGCAGAAUGGGGAACCUGGACAAAAUCCUUGGAUUGUGGCAGUAAAGGAUACCUCAAGUCCUUCAGUCUCCGUGUCGAACAUCCCCUAGUAGAGACGGAAGACACGGCUGCCAACAAUAUCAAGUUCCGUUGCACCAACAGCGGUGUGGGAGAGUUGACGGGGUAUGGCAUGACCUGGGGGAGUUGGAGCAUGACGUACAGCAGUAACUGUGCAAAGGGUAUCUGUGGCCUCCAGACCAGGGUGGAAGCACCACAGGGGUGGGAUGAUGACACGGCUCUCAACGACGUCCGUUUCAGUUGUUGUGAAUGA